AUGACGAACGACAUCCGAGUAAUUCUGGGCCUCAUGGUUCAGGGGCCUGACCCGAAGCUCGGCGCGAGGAUGACGGAACUGGACGAUACCAAGAAGGCGCUGGAUAUCUUCCAAGAGCGCGGCUACAAGGAGCUUGACACUGCCCGCAUAUAUGUUGGCGGACUCCAGGAAGGCUGGACGAGGCAGGCCGGCUGGAAAGAAAGGGGGCUGUCAAUUGCGACCAAAGUGUUCGCUGCACCUCUAGGAAUGCACAAGCCUGAUAAGUUUACCGAGUCAUUCGAGACGAGUCUGAAGGAGCUUGGCACGGACUCUGUUGACAUACUGUAUCUUCAUGCACCGGACCGAAGUGUCCCGUUCGCCGAGACGCUCGAAGCCGCCGACAAGUUGCACAAGGCCGGCAAGUUCAAACAGCUGGGCCUGAGCAACUUUGCGGCCUUCGAGGUGGCCGAGGUCGUCUUGACUUGUGCGAACAACGGCUGGGUACGCCCGACAAUCUACCAAGCGCACUACAAUUGCCUGGCCCGUUCCAUCGAGGACGACCUGAUCCCCGCCUGCCGCCGAUACGGUCUCCAAGUUGUCAUCUACAGUCCGAUCGCGGGCGGCUUCCUGUCGGGCGCCAUCAAGUCCAAGCACGACAACCCCACCGAAGGCAGGUUCAAGGAAUCACCAUUCCAGCAGUUCACGAGGGGCCGCUACUUCAAGGAUGGCAUCAUUGAGGGCGCGCAGCUGAUCGCGAAUGCUUCCGAAAAGGCCGGGCUCAGUCCGUUCGAGGUUGCCAUGCGUUGGCUGGUGCAUCACUCGAAGCUGAACGUCAAGAAUGGGGAUGGCGUCAUCAUCGGUUUCAGCAAUCUAGACCAGCUCAAGGACAACUUGGACUAUCUGGAGAAACCCGCGCUGCCCGAUGAUCUUGUGGAAGUGCUGGAGCAGGCUUGGAAACUGGCCAAGGGGGAAUGCGCCCUGUACUUCCUCGAGGUUCCGCAGUACACCUAUGAUGCGAAGCAAGUCCUGUUUGGGACGAAAUAG
Neoarthrinium moseri is the source of this 1023-nucleotide messenger RNA. RefSeq lists its product as uncharacterized. The coding region runs from base 1 to 1023 and encodes 340 amino acids. NCBI's taxonomy places the organism in Eukaryota, Fungi, Ascomycota, Sordariomycetes, Amphisphaeriales, Apiosporaceae. The transcript is spliced from 3 exons. The record is from RefSeq and is a predicted model, not a curated record. Gene Ontology annotation, molecular function: oxidoreductase activity.